Molecule: messenger RNA, 3042 nt
Organism: Nyctereutes procyonoides (raccoon dog)
Lineage: Eukaryota; Metazoa; Chordata; Mammalia; Carnivora; Canidae
Product: 60S ribosomal protein L10-like
Exons: 1
Coding region: 613-1257 (214 amino acids)
Biological process (GO): ribosomal large subunit assembly; translation
Cellular component (GO): ribosome; cytosolic large ribosomal subunit
Molecular function (GO): structural constituent of ribosome
Source: RefSeq, a predicted model, not a curated record
AGUUUACUCUUACCACUUCACCCCUGAAUGGUGCCCACCAGCCUCACCCCCAUGGUUGUGAGCAUCACCCUUGAGACAGGGAGAAAGGAAUGUCUGCCUCAGGGGGAUCAGUGCUCUGGCUCUCUGGGCAUCUUGUUCUUACUGGGUUUGGGUUCUGGCCUAUGCUCUAUUUCCAUUUCUCCUCUCUUCCUAGGAAUAUGUAGUACUUUCUAGAACCUUUUCUUGAAAGAGCAGAGGCAGUGAGGGAGGCAUUCCAGCUUAUUACUCUGCCCUCAUAAUCUCUGGUCCAAGCUAGUGGCUCUGAGAGCUGCCUGUGGUCAGCCAGAUGCGUGGUUCUGGCCCCUAGGGGCGAGACUCAGGAACGGUCCCUAAGUUUCUUGUCAUCUUGUUGCCCCUGCGGAGCUUCGUGGGGACUUUGUCUUGGAUGGCUGCCCCUUUGGUGUCCCCAGGAAUGUCCAUGAAGAGCAACAAGUGUUAGAUCGGAGGUUGCCAAACGUGGCCCAUUGGCCAAAUGUGGCUUUGGCAACUGCUUGUUUUUCUGUAGCCCUCUAGCUAAAGAACGGUAUUCACGCUCUUUUUCCUUCGGCGCGCCACUGAAGAUCUGGUGUCGCCAUGGGUCGCCGCCCCGCCCAGUGUUACCGGUACUGUAGGAACAAGCCGUAUCCAAAGUCUCGCUUCUGCAGAGGUGUCCCUGUUGCCAAGAUUCGCAUCUUUGAUCUGGGGCGGAAGAAGGCAAAAGUGGAUGAGUUCCCAUUAUGUAGCCACAUGGUGUCAGAUGAGUAUGAGCAACUCUCCUCCGAAGCCAUGGAGGCUGCCCGUAUUUGUGCCAACAAGUACAUGGUGAAAAGCUGUGGCAAAGAUGGCUUUCACAUCCGAGUGCGGCUCCAUCCCUUCCAUGUUAUCCGUAUCAACAAGAUGUUGUCCUGUGCUGGAGCUGACAGGCUGCAGACAGGUAUGCGAGGUGCCUUUGGGAAGCCCCAGGGCACAGUAGCCAGGGUCCACACUGGCCAAGUCAUCAUGUCCAUCCGUACCAAGCUGCAGAACAAGGAGCAUGUGAUUGAGGCCCUACGCAGGGCCAAGUUCAAGUUCUCUGGCCGCCAGAAGAUCCACAUUUCCAAGAAGUGGGGCUUUACUAAGUUUAAUGAGGACGAAUUUGAAGAUAUGGUGGCCGAAAAGCGGCUCAUCCCAGAUGGCUGUGGGGUCAAAUACAUCCCUAAUCGUGGCCCCUUGGACAAACGGAGGGCUCUCCACUCAUGAGAACCUUGCACCACCCGAACCCUAUUCAUGCCCACCAAUAAAUCCUGCUUCCUGUCAAAAAAAAGAAAAAAAAGAAUGGUAUUCACACUUUUAAAGAGUGCUUAGGAAAAAAAAGAAUAUACAGCAGAGACUCUGUGGCCUACGAAAUCUAAAAUUCUUACUAUGUGGCUAUUUAUGGAAAAAAUUCACCAACCUCUGUUACUUGCUAAUACUGAGGCUACCUCAUUACAGAGCAGUAUUUUCUAGACGCAUUCUGUGGAACCCUGAUGCAUAUGAUUCAAAAACAAAUGGAAAAGGAUCCUGUGGUCUAAGGGGUUAGCCAAAAUUAAACGAAUUGCUUUUAUACAGGACAUUCUAGGGCCUUUAAAAUUCUGUAAGUGUUACAAGUGUUUGGAGUAUUUCUUGUGCGCCAGCUGUCCCACCAAGCACUCACGUACAUGACUUCGUGUGGUCUUUACCACCGCCAUGCUGGCUGCUGUUAUUAUCCACGUUUACAGAGGAGAAAACAAAGUGAGGCCUCUCUUUUUAUUUUUCUUGAAACUUUCUUUGAGAGUCUGUGAGAGAGCAGCAGAGGGUGAAGCAGGCUCCCCACUGAGCAGGGAGCCCGAUGUGGGACUCGAGGACCCAAGGAUCAUGACCUGAGCCAAAAGCAGACGCUUAACCGACUGAGCCAUCCAGGCACCCCACAAAGUGAGGUCUUGACCUGCUCUCACAGGGGAUAGUAUAUGCCAUGAGGUCAGCAUUAACGUAUUUCACAGGUGAGGCAGCCAGAGCAUUGCAGAAUGAAGUGCCGCUCCCACGGUCGCUGUAGAGUGGCCAUCUGAUGCUGGAGCCUCUGCUCUGCCUUCAGCAGGUCCUCUGAGCUCCAGCAAGUGCUGUGAUGCAUCUCCGCGCAUUCGACGCAGGACUCUUUCCAGGGAGCCCCUGGGCCUGGUGUACCCCCCGACAUGGUUUGGGAAACCCUGCACGUGUGGAUCAUCCCGUGGUCGCCUCAUUGCGAGCCCCACACGUUUCUCCUUUGGUUGCUCGUCUCUGCCAGGUUCCACCAGGAGGGGGCACUGACCUGCUUCCCUUGGCGGUCUUCAGCCAUCCUGCCCAGGCAGGCCCACCUGGCAGGACCCCCAUCACCUAGUGUGGUGAUAGUGUCCACCCACAUAAGGGUAUCUCUACAGCGUCCCCAAUAGACUUGAAUCCAGGAAAGUCCAUUCCUUUUAGUGAACCGCGUACUAACACUCUGUGUGUGUGUGCGCUGUGGUAAAUGUGAAGUAUACCAACUGCACCGUUGGACACUAUCAGCUACAAAAUAAGGACUGUCCUGCUCUGCUGUGUCGGGUACACUUGGACCCAAGCUCGAGCUUGUAAAUAAAUCCUCGUGUGUUUGCAAAAAAUAAAAAAAAUAAAAAAUAAGGACUGUCCUACUCCAGCGCCUUUGCCCCUGAUGAGUCAGGCAAGGAUCAGGAUUCCAUUGUCCUGCACAAAAUGGUGGAGAGAGCAAGAGGUCUGAGAUAUGGAAAAAUAACCUAUUUUCCCAGGUUGGGUUUUGUUCAGCCAGCUGGGCCUUGAAGGGAGAGGCAGGAGCAUCCAGGCCCCAUGUGGGAGUGUGUUUUCUUCUGCAGAAAAUUCAGGGCAGGGAUCCCUGGGUGGCGCAGCGGUUUGGCGCCUGCCUUUGGCCCAGGGCACGAUCCUGGAGACCCGGGAUCGAGUCCCACGUCAGGCUCCCGGUGUAUGGAGCCUGCUUCUCCCUCUGCCUGUGUCUCUGCCUCUCUCUCUCUCUAUCAUAAAUAA